UGUUCAGAUUUCACUUCAAAUAUGUGAAAUCUCUUUCUGUCCCUGUUCUCCAGGUGUGUUUGGUGAUUCAGUGUCAGUGAUGGAGGGAGAUUCUGUCACUCUAAACACUGAUCUUACUGAAAUAUGUGAAGACGACGACAUACUGUGGAAAUAUGGAGCUGAAAACUCUCUAAUAGCUGAAAUCAAUAAAGAGAAACAAACCUUCCCUGAUGGGAGAUUCAGAGACAGACUGAAGCUGGACGAUCAAACUGGAUCUCUGACCAUCACAAACACCAGAACUGAACACACUGGACACUAUGAACUAGAGAUAAAUGGACCCAGGUGGUCAUCAAAAACAUUCAGUGUUUCUGUCUAUGCUUGUCUGCCCAUUCCUGUCAUUAUCAGAGAUUAUUCACAAAAUCUUUCAUCACCAUCAAGCCAGAACUGUUCAUUGGUGUGUUCAGCUGUGAAUGUGAGUCAUGUGACUCUCUCCUGGUACAAAGGAAACAGUUUAUUGUCCAGCAUCAGUGUGUCUGAUCUCAGCAUCAGUCUCUCUCUACCUCUGGAGGUGGAAUAUCAGGAUAAAAACACCUACAGCUGUGUGCUGAACAAUCCCAUCAGCCACCAGAUCAAACAUCUCAACAUUACCCAAGUCUGCCAGAUUCACUCAGAUCAGCGUCUACCUUUAUUUAACAUAGUGCUGAUCUCUGCUGCUGCUGGAUCUCUGGUGAUUGUAGCUGUGGUUGGGAUCUGCUGCAUCUGCAGGAAAUACAGAAAAUCAGUUCAGACACAGGAAGACAGAACUCAUUCAGCGCUGUGUGAACCAAUAACACGACAAAAGAAAUCAAAGACGGAGGCUGUGUACGAAAACGUCCCCAAAAAGCGAUGAUCAAAUAAUGUCUCUAUUCAGAUUUAUUCUCUGACAGGAUGACAUUUUUUAUAUAUAUUUUAUUAUAUAUCAUACAUAAUUGACACUGUAUCAUGUAGUUCUGUAUAGUUUCAUCGUGUUUUGUGGCCUCCAGGACAUACAAUGUCAUCCUGUCUUGUCAUCUCAUCAGCUACGUCUGGGUUUCAGAUCUCCUGGCUCCACUAUUGGUUGUUAGGAGUAUUGGCUCCUCCCUUGCCCCUCCCACCAUUGUUUGUGAUUUCCUCCUGACACCAAACUG
Messenger RNA from Megalobrama amblycephala (Wuchang bream), 1145 nucleotides. RefSeq names its product SLAM family member 5-like. The record is from RefSeq and is a predicted model, not a curated record. Lineage: Eukaryota; Metazoa; Chordata; Actinopteri; Cypriniformes; Xenocyprididae. The transcript has 5 exons. Bases 80 to 868 code for a protein of 262 amino acids.